Spirometra erinaceieuropaei is the source of this 4035-nucleotide messenger RNA. The record is from the annotation of a GenBank genome assembly. Lineage: Eukaryota; Metazoa; Platyhelminthes; Cestoda; Diphyllobothriidea; Diphyllobothriidae.
AUGCCUGAUCUAGCUGGUCUCGAUGAUGUCGUGGAGUGUACCUCUUCACGCGUGACGAUCGGUGACAGUGGAUCUAGGCAGCUCAGCCCACUCUCUUCCCCAGCGGCGGAGACCGAAUACAGAAGGUCCAAGAACCGACUUCAUGCCUCGACUAACUAUGUCGAGUCAGAUUUUGAGUUGACCUCCACUUUAUGGCCCUUAAGUGAGCAAGGGCUCCGAAUCGAGUGCAAGGACACAGAGUUCGCAGGAGGGACGACGAAGAAUGUGCCCAAACCAUCUCAGCCAUCUUGCAUUGACUGGUCUAGGAUAUCCUCGUUCUGUUAUCAUGGCGAGUGCGGAAUAUCUCAUUUGUGACGAAAUCGGUGUGCUUCAUUCAAAGGAUAGUCCUAAAGUAGCGAUGGUUAAAUACUUCUAGGUUUUGAUCAUCUUUCACGCGUACAGCCCACCAUUCACAAUCGUAAAGAAGGACUGACCAGCCGGAUGUACGGUACACGCGAAUCUUUGUGGUGAUGGAAAUGUUGCUUCGGUCCGUAGACACUUCCAAGGGUUAUAGAGAAUCCAGCGAGCAGCAUCGGGUUGGAAGACAUUGUCGUCCUUACUCCGUCCGUUAAGAAGUAGUCUCACUCCGAGAUGUUUGAAACAGUCUACUUCUUCGAGUUUGCAACCAUUAAACUCGUUACCGAUACACGGUCUAGUUCCACUACCCGCCACAGGGACUCACGAUGGACGAAAUCGAACCCAGCGACACGGCACGCGUUGGCCGGGCUACGCUGAAUCUGCGCAUUCCAUCGCAGCUGCUACACAUGGGAACGUUAUUGCACGCCUAGGCGCAGACCUACGCUGCGCCAAACGCCUGUGCCCAGUCUUCACAUCACGUAGCUGACCGGAUAAGACGGCAGAUUGGUGAGGGAAGGAGAAUGAGAUCGACUCUGGGCAGUCUAUUCGUAAGGCACUUCAGCACAUACCCCACUGUGAACAAUAUGACCCGCUUUGGAACUAUCAGGAUGCGCCAAAUAUUGUGACUUAGAAUGCUGCUAACUGGCGGGAUAACUUGGCCCUGUCAGGAUCAGAGUCCGGCUGUGAUGGCUCCUUUUGAUUGUGGCCUCUAUAGUACUCCUGCCCAGUUGAGAUGCCAGCAACUCCCUUUGUUGCUAUGAAAGCCUGGUUCAUCAAUAGCAGAACAAAUUGUGUGUGACAGGGGUUGACUGACUGUUUAACUUUGUCAGUUACUGCAUCCGAUCCCGCCGCCGGUCGUCCUGACUCUGUUUUGCCACCCGGUCCAGAUGGGUGAGGGAGGAGAGUGCGGCAGAUGUUGGCGGAAGGAACCUGGCUCGAGCCGUCUGAGCAGAUAACUUCCGGGUUCUUCCGCUGAUCCAGUCACUUCGGCGUCGCUUGCUAUAUCCAAUUAUUAUCUCAGAUGCUCCAUAGGCUGGAAUUUUCAGUGACGACCACUGAUUACUGCCUUCUCUGUUGGGUCGGAUCGUAAAAGUGAACCAGAUUUCUCUGCACAGGGCCUCGACAAUGGUGAUUUGCCGGAUUUUUGCGACAUAGAGGCGUCUAGGACGUGACACUUUUGGCGCGGAUGAGAGAUGAACUUUGAGGCCUGUACGAACGAGGACAUGGCCCGACCCAUGGUCCUUACCAGUCUCGCCACCGCGCAUCGAUCCGCUAUCAUGGACGCAGCUGCGGAACCUUGAGCUGACUAGUAUGUAAUUAGUCUGACUGGCUAUAUGACCGUCCUUUCAAUACCAGGUCAGUAGAUGUUUGUUGUGAUGCUGGGAGCACGUGUUGCGACAAAUGGUCGGUCCUGAUAGGCGAAGUUCGGAAAUCUCUCGUCAUUUUCACAUGGGGAACCAAUCCCAGAGCGGCCAAGAAGAUGUCUGUUGGCGUAGUCGCCCGGUCCAGUCCGACGCCUCAAUCCGCGACAACAAUCAGCAGAUCGCUGUGAGGGAGUCUGUCAACUAGCGGUUGCAGCUGCGAGUAAAACACCUUUUUUAUCGCGCUGUUUGGCAGCUGAAGUUAGUGCGUACAUCGAGGUGAUAGAGAUGCUUCUGAAGUGACCCUUCAGACGCACGUGUGCUGUCCGAUCAUUGACUGGUGCCCAAGCAAGUAAAACGAGUUCCGCUUGUUACGAGAGGGCGAUUGCCACACUGUGUCUACUAGAAGAGUCGUGUGGGCCGCUGUGGUACAGGGUGAAGUGUGAUUCGACUAAAGAGAUAUUUAUUUCCCGAGAGCCAGAGUUAGGAAUUCGAACUUCAGUCAGCGGACAUCCACGUACCGGUUAAGGCUGCGAGUUGUCGGACUUUGGGUACCAGGGUCCAGGAUCGUUCGUGCACUCUAGCAUCCAGUACCAAGGGUCCGUCCUCAAUUGAGUACUCCAGCUCGCAUAUUAGUCACCAGCACCACUGGAGCAGGGUUGCAGAGCGCGUCGGUUCCUGCGGAGGCCGUAGAAUGGGUCUUAGUGCUGUGGCCGGACAUAUUUCAUGAGGUUUCUUUGGAAUUUUGAGUAGAGGCGGGUCCCCAACAGCCACUCGGAUUGUUUGUUCGAGGCUGUCUCUUCCAGCACUUUGGCCUAACCACAAGGCAACGGUGGCAAGCAAACUUAUUUAUUGGCGGUUCACGGUUGCCAUGUCACAGUGCCGUCAUAGGGCUUUGCGACUUUUGUUAUAAGGCUUUCAGCACGCCAGAGCUCAAUCCUCCUCAUCCCGGUAGCACUGUCGCUGCUGGUCCGUGACUGCUUAUUCAUCAGAACUGGGUCUGCUGUAUCCUGCAGCUAACCUUCACUGAAGGCUGUUCCACCAUAGAGGAGUUCGAAUGACAUUGCCAUUUAGAGGGCACCCGACCAGUAAAAUUCUACAAUGUGAGGAAUAUCUUUUGUUUUGUCGUCAUUACGUUCCGUUUUUGGCGGCCGUUCUUCUGUAUAUCUUGUGGUGAACUUAUCGGAGUGGCCACUUUCUCACAGUGUUUCGCAUAAGGGCGAGAUCGUUCUCCAGCGUGUAUCUGGAGUGCAGAUCCUCCUAACUUGGUUGGCUAAGCAGCAGUCUAAGCUUCGUUUCUGAGUUAGUAGAACAAGACUGUAGAAGUGCGUGUACUGCCCUGUCAACCUUGUCUUGUGAUAUACGCUUCUACGAGUUGUUCCGCCAGACAUUUUACUAAGUAGGACAUCCAGAAAGGGGAGGGCCUCCCCCGUCUAUCAUUCCAAAGCGAGGGUUAACGUUGGGUGAACCUGGUUAACCCCGUGUAUCUGGCGAAAAAAUUGACUACUGAAUCUGAGUUGAACAUUCGACAUGCAGCAAAGGAGCAGUUGUUUUAGGGCUAAGCCAGGGCUUCCAAAAGGGAAUUCUUACUUGACAAUUUCGUCACAUGUAUUAUGUUGUUUCUGUGAGGAGAAUAUCUUUGAGCAAUUACGAAAUCGAUGAAUUUAAGGGUUCCGUAGGCUGAUGGUGGUUAUUUUGCGUAGGGCGGGUGUGAUUGUCUCUCCCAGCUACUUUGCAAUUGCGUAAUAAGGCGAAUUACGCACGUCUAAUGUCGUUCGCAAACGAAGGUCAGGUUUGUGAAUCUUUGGCCAACCAUAUAGCCUCAGGAUGCUUGUGUCGUCAGUUGGGCAUAAGGGAUUCGAACUUUUCUUCGCUAGGGGAACCUUAAUCUCUCGGUUUCUUAAGACUUCUUUUGAGUUGGACUUCUGUGACCUCGGUUUGAUCGUUAUUUUUGUUCUCCCUGUUUUGUUUCACUUUUACCCCUAAAUACUGAAACGUGCAUAUCAGGAUGUACAUGCAUCAGAUCUACUGAGAACUAUCAAUAAUAUACGCGAGAAGUCAGUAUACUUUGCCAUAUCUCAUUUUCCUCCCUUUUUAAGGCGACGUCUUAUCGUGCGACAGCUUCAACUUCACUGCGGCGAUAAACGCUGCGAACCAUCCGACGGCCAGAUGGACUGUCAAUCCGACAUUUACCAUUGACACCACCGCCUCUGUUGUCACGGAUUCCCGCAUCUGUCACUCUACUGUCUGGGUGUCUGCCAUCGGCAACUUUAACUGA